GCCGAACCAAUUACACAGCAAUAUUGUUUGAUUUACAGCUGAUUUACCAGAAGUUUUGUUUGGGAAUUGGCAUUUUUACAAGGAAAAUAGUGAAUUAUAAUAGCAAUAGCAAUUAAAACAGUUAAAAUGGAUGCUGAAACUUCACGUAAAACCUGGGAGUUAGAGAAUAAUGUGAAAACACUGCCGGCUUGUGAUGAAAUUUUUCGCUAUGAUGGUGAGCAGCAACGUCAAAUUCUUGACGCCAAGCCAUGGGAAAAAGAUCCACAUUAUUUUAAAGAUAUCAAAAUAUCAGCAUUAUCACUGCUAAAGAUGGUAAUGCAUGCACGUUCGGGAGGCACUCUUGAGAUUAUGGGUCUGUUGCUUGGCAAAGUUGAAGACAACACCAUGAUUGUCAUGGACGCAUUUGCAUUACCCGUGGAAGGUACUGAGACGCGUGUAAAUGCUCAAUCUCAAGCCUAUGAGUAUAUGUCUGCCUAUAUUGAAGCAGCCAAAGAAGUGGGACGUUUGGAGAAUGCUAUUGGGUGGUAUCACAGUCAUCCCGGCUACGGUUGUUGGUUAUCGGGCAUUGAUGUGUCAACGCAAAUGCUUAAUCAGAACUAUCAGGAACCAUUUGUUGCCAUUGUUGUGGAUCCAGUACGUACUGUAUCAGCUGGCAAAGUAUGCUUGGGUGCAUUCCGCACGUACCCCAAGGGCUAUAAACCACCAAAUGAAGAACCUUCUGAAUAUCAGACUAUACCUUUGAAUAAGAUUGAUGAUUUCGGUGUACAUUGUAAGCAAUAUUACCCACUUGAAGUGACCUAUUUCAAGUCUGCAUUAGAUCGAAAGCUACUGGACUCUUUAUGGAACAAAUAUUGGGUGAAUACUUUAGGUAGUUCGGGAUUACUCACCAAUACCGAUUAUACAACAGGACAAAUUUUUGAUUUGUCGGAGAAACUUGAACAGAGUGAGUCAAGUUUGGUGCGAGGACCAUUCGUAGUUUCAGGUGCUGAAGGUAGCGAGAAACGGACUGAAGAUAAACUUUCAAAAGCCACUCGUGACUGUAGUCGCGCAUCGAUUGAACUAAUUCAUGGCCUAAUGGCGCAAAUUGCUAAAGACAAGCUAUUUAAUAAAGUUGGAUUAGGAAAAUAAAUUAAAGCAGCGGCCAAGAUAGCAAUUAGUAUUUCAAUUUCAAUAAUACACUAUGAAUAAAAAUUACCAUUCUUUCUUAAAACGCA
Molecule: messenger RNA, 1214 nt
Organism: Anastrepha obliqua
Lineage: Eukaryota; Metazoa; Arthropoda; Insecta; Diptera; Tephritidae
Gene: CSN5
Product: COP9 signalosome complex subunit 5
Exons: 2
Coding region: 127-1128 (333 amino acids)
Biological process (GO): protein deneddylation
Cellular component (GO): COP9 signalosome; cytoplasm
Molecular function (GO): deNEDDylase activity; metallopeptidase activity; protein binding
Source: RefSeq, a predicted model, not a curated record